Molecule: messenger RNA, 1545 nt
Organism: Alternaria atra
Lineage: Eukaryota; Fungi; Ascomycota; Dothideomycetes; Pleosporales; Pleosporaceae
Exons: 6
Coding region: 1-1545 (514 amino acids)
Biological process (GO): transmembrane transport
Cellular component (GO): membrane
Molecular function (GO): transmembrane transporter activity
Source: RefSeq, a predicted model, not a curated record
AUGGAGCUCAGCACCUACAAGCCGGAUGCUGACCUCGAAGUUGUCGAGCGAGGAUCCAAUCAGAGCGAAAAGCCUGGAGUGAAUCUCCCUAACGCGCGCCCUGGAGGACGAUCGGCAAAUCAGCUCGAGCGAUACAUAAAUCUUUCAGCUGUGAUUAAUUUCGCGGUUAUCAUUCUCGCUUCGUGGGAGUCGUUUGCGGUGACCUUCCAAUUCGCCUUGACCAACGGUGGGCCAGCUUCCAUCUUUUAUGGCAGUAUCUUGGCAGGCGUUGGCGCUUGUGCCGUUGGCUUCUCGCUGGCAGAGCUGGCUUCGAUAGAUCCGACCGUAGGUGCUCAAUACCGCUGGUCAGCCAAUCUCGCUCCUGCUGCUCCUCGUUUCUGGGGCUUACUACAAGGAUGGAUCACUGUCGGCGCCUGGUGCUUCGCUUGUGCCGGACCACCUUCCAUCCUUGCCAACAUGAUCACCUCGUUAGCAAUCUUCAACAACGAAAACUACGUUCCUGAGCGAUUGCACACCAGUCUCAUCAUGAUCGCGAUCAUGGUUGUUCCCUUCACGUUCAACCUUUGGUUUCGUAAGCUCCUCGACGCAUUCGAGAUUACGGGUGGCAUACUCCACAUCUGUCUUUUCGUCGUGGUAAUUGUUGUCUUCGUUGUGUUUGGACCGCGCAGCGACCCUGACUUCGUUUUCAAAACACUCACAUGGGAAGAGUCCGGUUGGAAUAACAAGGGCGUAUCCUGGGGACUGGGCCUUCUGAGCAUGACGUUCUCCGUCACUGGAGCAGACAGUGUUCUGCACAUGUGCGACGAAGUGAGGAAGGUACGCACGCGCGUACCGCGCAGUAUAAUCAUUACCUGUGUCGCGAACUCGAUAAUGCUUGUCAUCUUUGCGACCAUCCUCCUCUUCUACAUGGGCCCUCUCGACGAUGUCGUCGCUACGCCGCUUCCACUUUUGUGGGUCAUCUACAACAUUACAGGUUCCUCAGUGGCAGCCAAUGUUCUCACCGCGCUCAUAGCGGUGAUUUUCUUCUUUGCACUUUUUAACAUAUUUGCUUCAGUCUCGAGGCUAGUGUGGGUGUUUGCGCGCGAUAACGGCUUGCCCUUCUCUAACUUCUUCUCAUACGUGCAUCCCACUCUCAAACUCCCACUUAAUGCCCUACUCCUCGUUGGAACUAUUGUAACAUGUCUCUCCUUGAUAUACAUCGCCAGCGCAACCGCCUUCAAUGCGCUCAUCUCACUCCAAGCAUUCGCCCUGCACAUAUCGUACUUCUUCCCAAUCCUCUUUAUACUCUUACGCAAAAUACGAGGCCCACCACCUCCAUACGGACCAUUCAAGAUGGGUCCUAUCGGCCUACCCAUCAACAUGUUUGCGCUAUGCUACCUGAUCUUUGUUGUACUUUGGAUGCCGUUUCCACAGGUCUUGCCAGUAACAGGAGAUAACAUGAACUAUGCGGGGCCAAUCUUCGGUGCUGUCGUGCUUGGAGCCCUCGCUCAUUGGUUCAUUAGCGGGCACAGGACGUUUCAAAUGCCUGUCAUCCGAUAUGAGUAG